Messenger RNA from Melopsittacus undulatus (budgerigar), 1066 nucleotides. RefSeq names its product TATA-box binding protein associated factor 12 (gene TAF12). Bases 204 to 689 code for a protein of 161 amino acids. The transcript is spliced from 6 exons. Lineage: Eukaryota; Metazoa; Chordata; Aves; Psittaciformes; Psittaculidae. Gene Ontology annotation, biological process: DNA-templated transcription initiation; RNA polymerase II preinitiation complex assembly. Gene Ontology annotation, molecular function: protein heterodimerization activity; DNA binding; TBP-class protein binding. Gene Ontology annotation, cellular component: SAGA complex; transcription factor TFIID complex; SLIK (SAGA-like) complex. The record is from RefSeq and is a predicted model, not a curated record.
CGGGUGCGGCGCCGUUUUCUGAUUGGCUGCAUCCUGGAGCACUUCCGGUUCCCCCGGAAGGGCUCGGGGUGCGCGGCGGAGAGAGCCGAGGGUCGGUCCGGCCGCGGGGCUAUGGGGAGCUGACCGGUUCUGGUGCCCAGCAUCCCAAGAAGCAGCAGGGCCGAGAGAACCCGCAUGAUCUGAAAGCUAAAGCCCAGCAGAUUAUGAACCAGUUUGGUCCCUCGACCUUGAUCAACCUAUCGGGCUUCUCCUCCAUCAAGCCAGAACCAGCCAGCACCCCCCCUCAGAGCUCCAUGGCCAACAGCACCACAGUGGCAAAGAUGCCCGGAACACCCAGUGGGGGAGGCCGCCUCAGCCCUGAGAGCAACCAGGUUUUAACCAAGAAGAAGUUGCAGGACCUGGUGCGGGAGGUGGAUCCCAACGAGCAGCUGGAUGAGGAUGUGGAGGAAAUGCUGCUGCAGAUCGCUGAUGACUUCAUUGAGAGCGUGGUGACAGCAGCCUGUCAGCUCGCACGGCACCGCAAGUCGAACACCCUGGAAGUGAAGGAUGUGCAGCUGCAUCUUGAGCGUCAGUGGAACAUGUGGAUCCCAGGCUUUGGUUCUGAAGAGAUCAGGCCCUACAAGAAAGCCUGCACUACAGAAGCUCACAAACAGAGAAUGGCGCUGAUCCGCAAAACCACCAAGAAAUAACCCAGGGCUGAGCCAGGAGGGAGGAGCCAUGUGCGUGUGUUCGGGAUCUGCCUCCGCCGGAGCCCCCCAGCACCACGCAGGGGUUGGGGGUUCCAUGCUCCACACAGAAGCAGGGAUUUCCCCUUCGUGCUGCAGCAAUACCUGGAGUUCCCGAGGAGAUUCCAGCCCCUUCCUCCCGCGGAAACAAAGACUCUUUGUGACUUGAACGUGGGUUUCUCCUCUCAGUGAUUACCCAGGGGAUGAGCGUGUGUGGGACAGUAUUAGAAGCAUCCGUAGAGGUUUUCGUGCCCUCCCUCCUGCCCCGAUACUUUGUAAUGUCAGUGUUUCUAUAAGGACUUGCCUUUGUUUUACAGGAAUAAAGAAGUUAUUAAUGUACA